AAAUCGAUUGUUAUAAAGUGCGCAUGUGCGGUAGUUACCCGGGUAGGUUUUGCUUUCGCAAGGGAACAAAUUACGGGAACGAACUGUAGAAGAGGGUGGUUUCCGAAUUUGUUUUUGAUUUGUAGGAGAACGGAAAAACAAGACCGUAUUCACUCACGGAACUGAAGGCACUGGCGAUUGCAGAUGUCGUACUACUCCUCGUCCCACAGCUCGUCUCGCAACACUGACUGCAAGGUCUAUGUGGGAGAUUUGGGCAAUGGCGCGGCCAAGGGCGAGCUGGAGCGCGCGUUCAGCUACUACGGCCCUUUACGCAGCGUCUGGGUAGCUCGGAACCCUCCCGGCUUCGCCUUUGUAGAGUAUGAAGACUCCCGAGAUGCCGAGGAUGCUGUGAAGGGCAUGGACGGGAAAGUGCUUUGUGGGUCUCGGAUCCGAGUGGAGCUCUCCACCGGCUUGUCCAGGAAGACCCGGUACGGCCGGCCGAGCCGCAGGCACUUUGACCCCAACGACCGCUGCUACCAGUGCGGCGACAAGGGCCACUACGCGUAUGAUUGCUACCGCUUCAGCAAGCGGGGCGGCAGCCGCCGAAGCAGGUCUCGUUCCCGCUCACGCUCUCGAUCCCGCUCCAGGUCCAGAGGACGUCGCUACCGCUCCCGUAGCCGUAGUAACGACCGCAGGUACCGUUCCCCGUCGUACUCCAAGCGCAGAAGCAGGUCUGGCUCUCCUGCCAGGUCCAGGUCCCGAACUCCAGUGCGGAGGUCCCGAACUCCAGUGCGGAGUCGCUCCCGCUCUCGCUCUCGUUCCCGCUCUGUGUCGCGCCCCAGGGGGCGCUCGGUCUCUCGCUCUCGCUCUCGGUCCCGAUCUCGCUCCAGGUCCCGCUCCCCCAGCCCCAAGAGAGACGGGUCACCCAUCCAAGAAUGACCUGGCCAGACCUUGCUUAGCUUCAGAGACGCACAAAGCUGAUCAGCUCAGACUCCAGGGGGCGCUGUUUGGGUGACGGCUGGAGGCCCCGCUUUCUUUUUCUUUUUUUUUUUCUUCCUCAGAUCCAGCCUCCCUGUUGAUUAGCUUCAGAGUGAAAACAAACCCCAAAAGAGAGAAAUCAGACGUGAUCAGACUACAGUGACGAAUUUCUGCAGGCUUUUUUUUUUUUUCUUAGAGUUGGGGAGUCGACCUGCGCAAGCCCUGACCAGGUUCAUCCUUGCUGAGUUUUUUUAACGUCCGCGAGGGAAAAGAGCUGACGAGACCUCAGCCUCCGCCCAUCGGGGGUUAAAGAGGUCGUCCGACGCACGUUCCGACGAGACACUUCCUGCGCAUACACACACCGCUCUUCUCCACCCCCCCCCCCCUCCCCACUCCCCCAUUCCCCACCUGAACGGCGUGCUGAGAUCAGGCGCCCGCUGCCUUGUAAGCCCCGCCCAAAGCUCCGGCCUCGCUUAGCUUCUGAGGGUGAGAGGAGAGCUGACGAGAGAUCAGACUUCAAGACCCUCCAGUGUGUCUCCAAGUUCUCGCGUCCGUCGAGUCUCUGUUCUUGUUGUUUCUGCCAGUGUCUUCAAAGGUAACCCAUUCAAGAGUCACUGUCAUUUAUGAUCAGAACCCAGCCCUGAACGCACAUGCUCCCAAGACCUAGAGUAACAAAAUCGUUUCUGCAGUUUCUCUGUGGUAUAGCCUUUUCUGUACUCUGCACUCCCUCCCUAACUGUUUUUAGGUUUGUUUGUCGUAUUUGGGUAAAAGGUAUCUCAAAAGGUUUGUGUUGAAUAAUAGCCAUUGGGAGGGAUUGCCUGAUUUACGCUCUAUAAAAAUAGAGGGCAUUUAGCUGUUGGUCUUGGGAGAUGCAGCAUUAACAUACUGUUUAUGGACAUUACUCUGUGGCUUCAGUGUUUUAACUCGAGCUGUUAAUUGUGACACUUGUCCUUAAAGUAGGUGGGCCCAUGUGUUGGAUUGAGUGGCCGGGACUUGGGUUCCCCUGGGUUCUGAAUCCUAACGUGUGUCUGGGGCUGCUGCAGCCCAGAAGCACGCCCUUUGUCCUCUAAGUAGCAGGUGCACAGGAGUCUCGUGCCUAACAGUAUGCUUGUUUGGAGGCAGUUUUGUUUCCCUUUUAUACAUUUGUUGUUGUUGUUGUUAUCCCCCUCCCCCCCAACUCUGUUUUUGUUUGGGUGUGGGGGGGUUGGGGGGAAGUGCAGGAAGUGCACGCUCAGUCCUCGGCUCCUGUCCGACUCGCGUCCUUCCCCCGCAGGGUGGUGUCACACCUCAGACGGCCCUCUUGCUGCUAACUCCUGUUGCCUUGCGGCCCAUCAGCUUCCUUUCUCUGUCCCUGAUCGAGCCCUUUGCAUAUCCCUUUGUUUCUUUUCAAUUGGAAAGCGUGGGUACAACACCCCACGCCCAACCCCCCCCCCCCAGUCGAGUGACCCUGUGGCCGUUCAUCGCCUGAGCACUUUUGCGGUGGCCUGGUCACGGUGCAGUGUAGCAGUAAGUGGGUUUUGCGGUUGAGCCAGGCAGGAGCCGGGGGAAGGGCGUGCGCGGGGGGUGGGGGGCGCUGCCGCUGUGGAGGCUAGGCCAGCUUCCGCCCUGUACUAACGCCCCUCUCUGUUCCUUUCAGCCGUUCCAGGUCGCCCAGCCAGAAAAAGAGCCCCACUCCCAACGGUGACUGACGGGGAGAAAGGAGGAACCCCCCCCUAAAUUCCCCCACCCUUUUACCCCCACCCCUCUCCCCACACCCACCCUUGGAGCUUUGAAGGCUUUUUAUUUGAUCAUUUCUGUCUGUUUUAAUUUUAAGGCUAAUCCUCCCAUCCCCCCCCUUUCGUCCCAUUAUUUUCUAUAGCCGUGCAAGUUUCAACUGUACCAUGUCUGGCCCAGCCCCACCCCCUUAAUCCAGACAGCACAUUCCAAAAACUGCCUGUUCGGAUGUUUCUUUCACUUGCCCUCGUUUAAUUUUUUUUUAAGAAAAUAGAUAUUUAAAUAUUUUUAGCUCUUUUUUUCCGUUUGUAUGAUUUGCCAGUCUUACUUUCAAAUUUUUAUUUUCUGAAUUCCCAAUAUGACUGCGUAGCGCACGCAGAAGUGGGUGGUUUGAGUUGUAAUGUGCUGUAGUUGUGAGUGUACAGGACCCUUGAUGCCAGGCGGUUGGGCCCACAUGAAAUUGCAUCAGAGCUCGACUGGAAGCAGGAUUCAAUUUUUUUUUUCCUCCCCCCCUCUCAUUGGAAUGUAAAUUCCUGGAAAAUGGUAAUUUGAUUUUUUUAAAAUAAAGUACAUGUACACA
This is a messenger RNA of Anguilla rostrata (American eel), 3250 nucleotides long. RefSeq names its product serine and arginine rich splicing factor 7a (gene srsf7a). Gene Ontology annotation, molecular function: RNA binding; zinc ion binding. NCBI's taxonomy places the organism in Eukaryota, Metazoa, Chordata, Actinopteri, Anguilliformes, Anguillidae. The record is from RefSeq and is a predicted model, not a curated record. Bases 184 to 918 code for a protein of 244 amino acids. The transcript is spliced from 9 exons.